Cuscuta europaea is the source of this 1577-nucleotide messenger RNA. The record is from the annotation of a GenBank genome assembly. NCBI's taxonomy places the organism in Eukaryota, Viridiplantae, Streptophyta, Magnoliopsida, Solanales, Convolvulaceae.
CGGCGAGAUUAACAGCUUCACGAAUAAAUUGGUUUGAGGUAGGUUUAUAAACAUGACUAAAAGUUUCAGUUGCAUUAUUAAAAUAUAUCAAAGCAUUACAAAUUUUUUCACAGGUGUCGAUCUCAGCCGAGUUUAUAAUAUAGUUAUCAUAUUGUUUCAUAAAAGCAGGAAAAUGUUGUUUAUAUCUAAGAAGAACUCCAAUUAACUUAUAGGUACUAUUCCAAUGAAUAGACAAAUCUUUUGGAAAAGCCACAUAUCUCUCACCUCUUUCUAUCAAAUAAUCAUGCCAUUUUUUCCUAAGGUGUCCAUUACCCCAAAUACGUCUAAUCCCCCCCUUGACUACCUCCAACGAUGCUCCCAACGCUUUUAGACCAUCUUGCACACAUAAAUUUAGAACAUGACAUGCACAUCGUUGAUGAAAAAAAUCUACCCAUCAAAGAAGUAGAACCACACAAUUCACGCAAUCUAGGAAUAGCAGCAGUAUUAUUAGUAGCAUUAUCAAAACCAAUAGCAAACACCUUAUCAAUUAAAUUAUACUCAAUUAAAAUACGUUCAAUCAAAAUAUAAAUAUGUUCAGCGGUGUGACGAUCAUUAAAUUCACGGAAAGCAAGAACACGUUUAUGCAUAUGCCAAUCAUUAUCAAUAUAAUGUACAGUCAGACCCAAAUAAUGUAAAUUAUGAUAAGUAUCCUCCCAUAUGUCAGAACAUACAGUAACACGUCCAUCAAAGUCUGCAAAAUAAUUUUGUAACCUUACCUUUUCCGCACCAUAAAGCCUUGAAAUUUCUUUCUUAACCGUUUUGCGACUAUAACCUCUAUAUUGCGGAUUUAAACAAGUUUGUGCAUAAUCACGAAAAGCAAGACUUUCAGAAAACAAAUAAGGCAAAUUUUCUUCAACAAGUAAGUUAGCCAUACCUGUCAAAUUUUGUGCAUCAUUGUAUGAGAAAUUACCAAAAGCUUGUUGAUUAUUUGCAAACCUCGAUAUUUGCGUUUGCUUCCCCGUUCCGCCGCCUAAUUUUGCAUACUCCACCGGGUGUUUGGACUUAAGGUGUCUUGCGGCGGAACGGGGAAACAAACGCAAAUAUCGAGGUUUGCAAAUAACCAACAAGCUUUUGGUAAUUUCUCAUACAAUGAUGCACAAAAUUUGACAGGUAUGGCUAACUUACUUGUUGAAGAAAAUUUGCCUUAUUUGUUUUCUGAAAGUCUUGCUUUUCGUGAUUAUGCACAAACUUGUUUAAAUCCGCAAUAUAGAGGUUAUAGUCGCAAAACGGUUAAGAAAGAAAUUUCAAGGUUUUAUGGUGCGGAAAAGGUAAGGUUACAAAAUUAUUUUGCAAUGUUUGAUGGACCUGUUACUGUAUGUUCUGACAUAUGGGAGGAUACUUAUCAUAAUUUACAUUAUUUGGGUCUGACUGUACAUUAUAUUGAUAAUGAUUGGCAUAUGCAUAAACGUGUUCUUGCUUUCCGUGAAUUUAAUGAUCGUCACACCGCUGAACAUAUUUAUAUUUUGAUUGAACGUAUUUUAAUUGAGUAUAAUUUAAUUGAUAAGGUGUUUGCUAUUGGUUUUGAUAAUGCUACUAAU